Molecule: messenger RNA, 3237 nt
Organism: Labrus bergylta (ballan wrasse)
Lineage: Eukaryota; Metazoa; Chordata; Actinopteri; Labriformes; Labridae
Gene: lifra
Product: LIF receptor subunit alpha a
Biological process (GO): cytokine-mediated signaling pathway
Cellular component (GO): signaling receptor complex; external side of plasma membrane
Molecular function (GO): cytokine binding; cytokine receptor activity
Source: RefSeq, a predicted model, not a curated record
AUUCAUUGGGAAUGGUCCACUUGCGAGCACGGGGCAGGUUACUUAGAAAGCUGAUUUAUUGGAUAUAAUAACAGCCUGAACCGUACGGAAAAGGAUAUCUCGCUACAUAGGAGGACACCCUCUGUCUGUGUCUUGCCUCACAGGAUGUCCAGCAUAGUGUUACUGCAGUAGAGGGCCAUACCACAUAAGGAUCUGCAAACAGAGGGACUCUGCUAGUGGAUCAUCAUGCCUCGUCUAGGUGUCAGUCACAGCUUCAAGCUUAAAUCUAACCCUGUUCGGCUUCUCUGUGUUCUGCUCGGCCUCUUAGUUAUACACACUCAUGCAAAAGAUGCCCUUCCUGUACCGCAGCAGGUCAGCCUGUCACCAAACCUUUACAAACAGCAACUAUCCAUAUCCUGGCUCGGAGGAGCAGCCACAACGUUUGACCUCAUGAUUCUACGAACUGAACUCAAUGAAACUGCCUUCUAUGAGACUGUGUCUGCAACAAUAAAUCAGGAGAGCGGUCAUCACCAGUGGAACUGGACCUCAGUGGAACCUCUAGAGUGUACCUCCCUGUCUAUAAAGAUCCGCUCAAGAGAUGGACAGACAACAAGUGAAUGGAGCGACACUCAGAUACUUCAAGGAAACGAUAUCCCCAGCAAUGAGAAAUUCCAGAUGUACCCCCAGGACAGAAUUGUGCCUGUGGGGGCCAACACCACCUUCUGUUGUAUCGUGGAAGAGGGGAUGGUCUUUGGCAGCAUCCACUACAGCGUAAUGGUGAUGAACACGAUACGGCUGAGCAGGCGAACUUACGCCAUCACAGCGCUCAAUCAGGAACCGUCUGACAGAACUGGAACCAACGUCUUUUGUUCAGACAAUCUGAAGACAAAAUGUGGAGCGGUGGUGUUUGUUGGAGAAACGCCGCUGCCCACUGAUCUUGUGUGCGAGACUCGUGACUUAACCUCAGCCGUGUGCAGGUGGAACGAAGGUCGGGACACACGCUUGUACGGCAAACAAAGAAGAACACAGUACUCUCUGAACAUGAGGAGUUGCCCUGAAGACAAGCCGCAGCAGAAGCAGAAAGAGUGUAGCGUAGACAAGUGGGAGGAUAACUGGACUCUGGUAGCUGUUAACCCUCUGGGCCAGUACAGCCUCUCUGACUCUGCUGAACUCACACACAGAGUGCGUCCAGUAGCACCAGCUAACGUUACCACAGUCGUGAACGCCUGGAAUGCCACCGUGCUUUGGCAGUGGAAGUACGAGAGUUAUUCCUCCCUCGCUCUUGUCUGCCAGGUAGAGCUGACCUCUCAAGAGUCCAAAACAAAGCGUACCUCCUCUGGUGUGGGUCUGCGGUCAGUGGUUCUUUCAGACCUCUAUCCUGAUGAGGAUUACAGUAUCCAAGUCCGCUGUGGUGCUCAGAAAAAUUUCUGGAAGUGGGGAAACUGGAGCGAGCCAUUAGCCUUCAAAACUAACACUGAUGUUCCAGAUGUUCCUGAUGUGUGGUUCUGGAUUAACAAAGACAACACUGGGCAGGUCAUUUGGAAGCCUCUGACACGACGACAAAGCCACGGUCAGAUCACAGGUUAUGAAGUCACUCUCUGGACGUCUGAUGAAAACAUACAGCACACAGACAUCUUUCCAGCAGAGACGUCUGCUGCACCAAUAAAUCUCACACAGAUCGCUGCUUUCAGCGUUGACACCAAGGUCACAGCAACAGUCAUUGCAAAGAACAACAAAGGGGUAUCUCAGCCUGCAAGUGUGCUCAUACCUCUACAUUUGACAGAUGUUGAACACCUUUCUGUUUCGAGGGCAGUUUACACAGACAGAGGUUUCCCUUUAUACUGGCAGGGCGACGCCAACGCCACCUGUGGUUAUGUGGUAGAAUGGUUUGAUGCAUUCUGUUCAAAGAACUGCCUCGUGGAGUGGAUCAAGGUGUCUGCUGGACUAAAUAAUGUCUUCAUCGAGUCAGCCUCCUUCAAGCCAGGUGUUAGAUACAACUUCUCCCUGUACAGCUGCUCCUCGGAGGCCCCAGAGCUGCUGCAGCGCUGGCAGGGAUACAUGCAGGAGCUGGUCCCGUCCAGUUCUGUCUCUCUGUUAACCAGCCAGCAGGACUUCAAUGUUGUCCUAACCUGGGGAGAGAUCCCGCUGGUGGACAUUCGAGGCUUCCUCCUGGGUUACAACGUUUACAUGAGUAAUGGCCCCCAGCUCACACUUCUAGCAAACUUGUCAGACGUAGGAAGCAGGAGUUACACAAUUAAAGGUCUCUCUAAGGGGGACUAUAAGUUCACUGUCAAGUCGUACACCUCGGCAGGCGAGGACACAGGCGCCACUUCUUCCAUAACGCUGGAGCCAUACACUGAUUGGCUGAUCCUGGAAAUCUUGGCUUCUCUGGGAGUCACAGCUUUAUUCCUCGUCAUUGUCACCUACAUUUGCUACAAGAAAAGGAAAUGGGUGAAAACGGCGUUUUACCCAGACAUACCUGAGCCCAAGCUGCCUGGUGAUUGGUCCAGGUCUCAGGGGCCGUUGGAUGUGAAGUCAUCUCCUCACAGCAUGGUCCAUAUUGUAGAAAGGCCUGAGUGGGAUUCCAGUAAAGAAGCUCUUGUGGUCAUUCCUGAAGAAGACGAGGAUGAAGAAGGCCAGGGGAUAGGAGAGGAGCCAGUUGAUACAGACGAGCCAACGUCACUACGCUACUACAACCAAGUGGUGGAUGAGCGGCCAAUCAGACCACGUUUCCCAGACUCCUCUGAUUCCUCCGCAUCCUCUUUGGAUUCAGCACGCACCGAUGUGACAUACACAGGGAUCCAGACAUCAGGGUCUUCUUUGGUCUUCCAGCUGGAUCCACAGGGCUCCUCUGACACCCACCGCCCACUGGCUGAUCUGCCUGUAAGCUGUGGCGGUGGAGGAGGGGGUUACCGGCCCCAGAUGCAAUCUAGAGCCCACAAUGAUGGCUUUGACUUAGCUUCACCCGAGCCGUUCCAAGAGCCUCAGGGCGCCAGCUCUGGGGGCUACAAACCCCAGUGCUCCUGGCACUUGGACUCACCAGAGGAUUCCGGGGAAAGCGCCGGCUUGGCGCCGUCUCUGGGAUCUCCCACUUCUGUUGCUUCCACUCAGUUCCUCCUCCCUGAUGGAGAGAAACACACAGAAGAAAAGAAACACCUCUCAUCAUCACCUGCAACCUGGUUCACCAACCUGUUGUCAUCUACAAAACCAUGAUAUCAUCUCUCCUUCACUAUUAGCAGCCAGGCCAGGGAGGGGGGG